CGUCUUACGCUCCACUUGUACCCGGCACGCAGUGGCGCGAAAACCCUUCAGUGUGUAGUUUGACGGCAGCAGAGCACACACCGUACCAAACUCUGUGCGCAAUAUUUUAAGGUUUUAAAGUAGAAACAAAUAAGCGCUUAUAAUGGCAACCGACGUCGUAGAUGACCUGGCGAUGAGAGAGGCUCAGAGGGACUACCUGGACUUUCUGGACGACGACCAAGACCAGGGGGUUUACCAGAGCAAAGUCCGGGACAUGAUCAGUGAGAAUAAAGCUCGACUCACCGUCAACAUCAACGACCUGAGGAGACGCAACGAGGCCCGGGCUGCAAAACUGAUGAGCAAUGCGUUUGAGGAGCUGCUGGCGUUCCAGCGGGCUCUGAAGGACCUGGUGGCCUCAGUGGACGCCACCUACGCCAAGCAGUACGAGGAGUUCUUCAUCGCCCUGGAGGGCAGCUUCGGCACCAAGCACGUCACCCCCCGCACCCUGACCGCCCGCCUGCUGGGCAGCAUGGUGUGCGUAGAGGGCAUCAUCACAAAGUGUUCCCUUGUGCGUCCUAAAGUGGUGCGCAGCGUCCACUACUGCCCGGCCACCAAGAAAACCAUGGAAAGGAAGUACACGGACAUGACCUCGCUGGAUGCCUUCCCUUCCAGUGCCAUCUACCCCACCAAGGACGAGGAGAACAACCCUCUGGAGACGGAGUUUGGUCUCUCCGUCUACAAGGACCACCAGACCAUCACGGUGCAGGAGAUGCCGGAGAAGGCGCCCGCCGGCCAGCUGCCCCGCUCGGUGGACAUCAUCCUGGACAACGACCUGGUGGACGUGGUCAAACCGGGGGACCGGGUGCAGGUCAUCGGCACGUACCGCUGCCUGCCCGGCAAGAAGGGAGGCUUCACCUCUGGCACAUUCAGGACCAUCAUGAUAGCCUGCCACAUCAAGCAGAUGAGCAAGGAAGUGUCCCCCAACUUCUCGGCGGACGAUAUAGCCAAAAUCCGAAACUUCAGCCAGACUCGCCAGGACGUGUUUGAUCAGCUGUCGCGCUCCCUGGCUCCCAGCAUCCACGGCCACGAGUACAUCAAGAAGGCCAUCCUGUGCAUGUUGCUGGGCGGCGCCGAGAAGGUGCUGGACAACGGUUCGCGCAUCAGAGGAGACAUCAACAUCCUGCUCAUCGGUGAUCCAUCGGUGGCAAAGUCCCAGCUGCUGCGCUACGUGCUCCACACAGCGCCCCGGGCCAUCGCCACCACCGGCCGCGGCUCCUCCGGCGUGGGUCUGACCGCCGCAGUCACCACUGACCAGGAGACCGGUGAGCGGCGUCUGGAGGCGGGGGCCAUGGUGCUGGCCGACCGCGGCGUGGUGUGCAUCGACGAGUUCGACAAAAUGUCCGACAUGGACCGCACGGCCAUCCACGAGGUGAUGGAGCAGGGCCGCGUCACCAUCGCCAAGGCUGGCAUCCACGCCCGCCUCAACGCCCGCUGCUCUGUGCUGGCGGCCGCCAACCCCGUCUACGGCAGGUACGACCAGUAUAAGACCCCCAUGGAGAACAUCGGCCUCCAGGACUCCCUGCUGUCCCGUUUCGACCUCCUGUUCAUCGUGCUGGACCAGAUGGACGCCGAGCACGACCGCGAGAUCGCCGAUCACGUGCUGCGGAUGCACCGCUACCGGGACCCCCGCGAGCAGGAGGGAGCAGAGGGGGGGGGGGGGGGGGGGACAAAAAACAUGCAGCACAGAGCCCAGCGCCCGCCUCGGCAGGGACUGAAAACCGCACAUCUGGGCGCCCGGUUUAAGGGUAGAGCCGACGGGUACAAACGGUGUUCCCCUUUUUGUUUCAGGGAUAAGAUUGUGAGCAAGGAGUUCAUGAGGAAGUACAUCCACAUCGCCAAGGCUGUGACCCCCGUGCUGACCGAGGAGGCAGCCAAUCACAUCGCAGAGGAGUACUCGCGGCUCAGGAGCCAGGAGCAGAUGGGCGCUGACAUCGCCCGGACCUCUCCAGUGACGGCCCGUACGCUGGAGACGCUGAUCCGCCUGUCCACCGCGCACGCCAAGGCCCGCAUGAGCAAAGCCGUGGAGCUGGAGGACUCGGAGGUGGCCGUGGAGCUCGUCCAGUUCGCCUACUUUAAAAAGGUUCUGGAGAAAGAGAAGAAACGGUCUCGACAGCAGCGCGACUCUGCUUCAGAGGAGGAAGAGGAGGAGGAGUCGGCCACUCAGCGUUCCCAGAAAACCACCAAGAAGAGGGGGCGCCGGGGCUCUCAGGGCAGCGAUCCCUACAGCCCGUAUGACUUCAGCGAGGAGCAGAACGUCCCCGACAUUCAGGCCGGCACCCCGAAACCAGCCAAGCCCCUGCGGGACGACGAGGAGCCCAUGGAGGCCACUUCCCAGGCCAAAGACUCGGAGCUCUCUGCAGAGAGGCUGAAGGAGUUCAAGUCGUCGCUGUUCGCCGUGUUCCAGUCGGCUCACGCUCAGUCGGUCAAGAUGAAGACGCUGAUGGACGACAUCAACAAGGAGCGCGAGAAGCGCUUCGCCGAGCCCGAGGUCCGCGCCGCGCUGGCUCGCAUGCAGGACGACAACCAGGUCAUGGUGGCCGAUGACAUCAUCUUCCUCAUCUGAGGGAGUGGGAGGGGGCAGGGGACGAUGACGCUGGCUGAAAUGGAUUACAUGGACUGUUGAAAGAGUGAUAAAUGGUAGGGAUGCACCGAAUCCAGAUUUUUGGGGUUCGGCCGAAUACCGAAUCCACUGGUUAAGAUUCUGCCGAAAACGAAUACCGAAUCCUCCUCCCCAUCCUCAGUCCAGUACACAUUAAUGAAGUAAACAACGUCCACAGCACUGUCUGUAGCUGUGGCUGUCCUUCCUUUACCGUACCUGAAGUUGCUGCAUUUUGGCUGCUGUCUGUAGAUUCCUUCAUGCACAAUUUUUCAGUCUUAGGGAUAUUUCCUACGCAGAAGUUGUGUAUUGUUUAGGGUCCUCGCCCUCACGAGACCAAUCUGCAUUGCAAAUUGAACAUGUAGCUGGACUUGAAUGGCCUUCUUUUGGCUGAAAGUUCUGCCAAACACUUGUUCUGCUCACGAGUUCCAUUUUCCCUUUCUCACAGCCUGCUGCAUUGAACACUCCACCUACGUAAACACCUUCCCGUAAUCAACGGCGCAGUCAUUACUUCGACCAGCGUAUCGCGCGUAGUGCAAGAGUAGGAUUCGGUUCGUUAAAAAAAAAAAUAUAUAUAUAAAUAAUAAUUUCUAAGGACAUCGAAUCUCGUCAAAAAAGCCCAAUAUUCGGUCCAAUCCAAAGCCGAAUCCUGGAUUCGGUGCGUGCCUGAUAAAUAUUGACAUUUUCUCCUGUUUGUAGAACACCCUCUGUUUCAUCUCUAAUGUUGCCACCUGAGCUCUAAUCUGCAAUUUCACACACGAGGCACCAAUAAUUACUCGAGUUGUUCCUGCUCGUUGAUUUGGAUCCACUGUGCUGCGGAUUGUUCCGUUUAGCAACGAAAGCUCCGGCGCAUUGCUCCCCUGUAAUAAGGACAUGAUUAUGUUAGGUUUACCAACGCUCCUGAUGUCUGGGUUUGUAUAUAGUUGAAGAGAAGUUUUGAAAUUGACUGUAGCUGUGUAUUAAAAAAUAAACUGUAAUGGGAAACAA
This is a messenger RNA of Perca fluviatilis (European perch), 3622 nucleotides long. It is a transcript of the gene mcm3, whose product is annotated as minichromosome maintenance complex component 3. Gene Ontology annotation, biological process: DNA replication; mitotic DNA replication initiation; DNA strand elongation involved in DNA replication. Gene Ontology annotation, molecular function: ATP hydrolysis activity; ATP binding; single-stranded DNA binding. Bases 143 to 2602 code for a protein of 819 amino acids. NCBI's taxonomy places the organism in Eukaryota, Metazoa, Chordata, Actinopteri, Perciformes, Percidae. The record is from RefSeq and is a predicted model, not a curated record. The transcript is spliced from 15 exons. Gene Ontology annotation, cellular component: MCM complex; nucleus.